This is a messenger RNA of Tilletiaria anomala UBC 951, 1236 nucleotides long. RefSeq names its product SAICAR synthase-like protein. NCBI's taxonomy places the organism in Eukaryota, Fungi, Basidiomycota, Exobasidiomycetes, Georgefischeriales, Tilletiariaceae. Gene Ontology annotation, molecular function: phosphoribosylaminoimidazolesuccinocarboxamide synthase activity. Gene Ontology annotation, cellular component: cytoplasm. Bases 38 to 1165 code for a protein of 375 amino acids. The transcript has 2 exons. Gene Ontology annotation, biological process: 'de novo' IMP biosynthetic process. The record is from RefSeq and is a predicted model, not a curated record.
GCAGACCAGGUAAUUCAUACGCCGAGGGACCGCAGCAAUGACUCCGACCAUGCCAGCAAUAGAGGUCUUGCAGAGCGCUUUGCCACUCCCGCUCAUCGCCAGGGGCAAGGUCCGUGACGUGUACGAUGCGGAGAUUAUCGCUCCUGCCGACACGUCCGCACCGGGCGCAGCAGAGGAGACAGCAGCGGCAGGGUCGAUUUUGUUCGUAGCGUCAGACAGGAUCAGUGCCUUCGACAUCAUCCUCGCAAACGGCAUACCCGGCAAAGGCCAGCUGCUUAAUCGCCUGUCGGCUUUCUGGUUCCGUCUGCUCACGUCGGAGGCAGAUGGGGUCAUUCCGUCACAUGUACUUUUCACGUCCUCAUCCAAAUUUCCCCCCUCUCUUGUCCAGCGACUUUCGCAAGCAUCCACGAUGCCGUCCAAGCCUGCUCUCCCUGCGCUGGAGCAGGUACGAGGUCGGUCGAUGCUUGUGCGCCGUGCACGCAUCCUCCCCAUCGAGGCGAUCGUUCGAGGCUACUUGACCGGCAGCGGCUGGGCAGAAUACCAAAAGCACGGAACCGUGCACGGCCUGGCGAUGCCGAAAAGCAUGCAAGAAAGCCAGGAGAUCCCUGGUGGGCCUAUCUUUACGCCCAGCACCAAGGCCGAGCAAGGGGAGCACGACGAAAACAUCCAUCCGGACAAGGUGGCAGACAUUAUCGGCCCAGAACUGGCGCAACAUAUGGCAAAAGUGGCUGUGGAUCUCUACAAAACAGCCGCCGAGCACGCCCGCACUCGAGGCAUCAUCUUGGCGGACACCAAGUUUGAGUUUGGCAUGGUUCCAACUGCGUCUUUACCGGCCGCAUCAGCUCUCGUCAAGCGGCAGCCGACAUUCAAGAACAAGGAGACAGGCGAGGAGGAGACGAUGAUCCUUGUCGACGAGGUCCUCACGCCCGAUUCCUCGCGCUUCUGGGGUGCAGCCGAGUAUCAGGUGGGCAAAAGUCAGGCGAGCUUCGACAAGCAAUUUGUUCGAGAUUGGCUCAAAAAGGAGGGGCUUGUCGGCCCGAAUAAGGAAGUGCAAGAAGGAAAGGAGAUUCGCUUACCCGAAGACGUAGUCAAGGCCACUCUGGAGCGCUAUGAGCAAGCCUAUGAUAUGAUCACCGGUGAACGCUUCGUGGUUGGCGAGGAUUGAACAGCGGCCGGCAAGUGUAGCAUAGAUAUGCACUCAUGACUGGUGAAUGGGCCUUCGCCAGUCAAGACUGG